Brassica oleracea var. oleracea is the source of this 2934-nucleotide messenger RNA. RefSeq lists its product as uncharacterized. NCBI's taxonomy places the organism in Eukaryota, Viridiplantae, Streptophyta, Magnoliopsida, Brassicales, Brassicaceae. The record is from RefSeq and is a predicted model, not a curated record. The transcript has 6 exons. Gene Ontology annotation, molecular function: nucleic acid binding. Bases 1 to 2934 code for a protein of 977 amino acids.
AUGGCACAAGUUGAGCGGGCGUUCGGAGUAACCAACAUCAAGACGCACAUACCUUUUGUGCUCGAUCUUGACGUUUUAAAUUAUGAUGCAUGGAGAGAGUUAUUCUUAACUCACUGUCUGGUAUUUGAUGUCUUAGGACAUGUCGACGGUACCUCCAUUCCCGAGGGUGAUGACGAUCAACCAUGGAAGAAGCGUGACGGCAUCGUAAAGCUUUGGAUAUAUAGCACCUUAGCUCCUCCGUUGUUCAAAUCUUGCUUCAAAACCGGAGGCACUGCUCGUGACAUCUGGCUAAGAAUUGAAAACCAAUUCCGCAACAACAAAGAGGCUCGAGCCAUUCAGCUCGACAAUGAUCUCCGAACAAAGGAGAUUGGAGAUUCAACUGUUCAUGAGUACGCUCUAGCCCUCAAGUCAAUAGCGGACCUUCUCGAGAACGUUGAGGCUCCCGUGAGCGACAAGACAUUGGUCAUGUACAUGCUCAAUGGUCUCAAUGAACGUUUUGAUCACAUCAUUAACGUGAUCAAACAUCAAAAGCCAUUCCCCUCAUUUGAUGAGGCUCGCAACAUGCUUGAAAUGGAAGAGGCGAGAAUGAAGAAACCAAGCAAAAGCAGUGGUACGCACGCCGAUCAUUCCUCAUCCUCUACGGUGCUCGUUACAACUCAAGAGGGAAAGAAUGGACAACCUCGCAAUCAGUCAAGAAACUCCAACAACAGAGGCAAUCGUCGUGGAGGUAGAGGCAGAGGACACAACUUCCAGAAUCGAUACAACUUCAACAACUGGAACAUGCAGCAGCAGCAUUGGCCAGGCAACUACUCGCCAUGGAAUCCUCAGCAGGCGCCUUGGAUGAUGUACCCACAAGGCUACAACCCACGCAUGUUUGCUCCACGACCAACCAACAAUCAAUCUCACGAGGCCAACUUUGCAGAGGGACAAUUUCAGCCAACAACGGACUUCGCAGAGUCUUUCAACACCAUGACCUUGGCUGAACCAUAUCCAAACUGGUACAUGGACUCGGGAGCUUCUUCCCACUUGGCCUCUUCUUCAGGUAUGCUCCAAUCUGUUCUUAAAUUGAACACCGGAAAUAAGGUGAUCGUUGGUAAUGGUUCCUCUAUCCCUAUACAUUUCUCGGGAAACACUGAAAUCAAUUCAAAAACUCAUCCUCUAUCUCUCAUAAAUGUUCUUAUUGCUCCACAAAUUGUUAAAAACCUUAUCUCAGUUCGUCGGUUUACUACUGACAAUUGGUGCUCUGUGGAGUUUGAUCCUUUUGGUUUUUCUGUGAAGGAUCUUCAGUCGCAAAGAAUUCUACUCCGCAGUGAAUCAACCGGAGAUCUCUAUUCUGUCCCGUCUUCUCUCAAUAAAGCUCAUCAUGCUUCUCCUUUCAUAACUGAGCCGCCUUCUUUAUGGCAUAAAAGGUUGAUACAUGCUAAUAAUGAGACUAUACGCUCUUUUCAAUCAUCCAUAAAAGCUUUUCAAUGUGACAAUGGUGGAGAAUACAACAACAAAAAGUUCAUGGAGCAUUUCGAUAUCAAUGGUAUUGCUGUUCGUUUCUCUUGUCCUCACACUUCACAACAAAAUGGAAAAACCAAAUUAGCUCCAUCAUAUUGGGUAGAGGCGCUUCAUGCCGCUACUCACGUCCUUAAUAUCCUACCUUCGUCUGCUAUUGGUAACAAAACUCCUCACUUCAUGCUUCAUGGACAUGUCCCGUCUUAUGAUCACUUAAAGGAAAAACAUGAUGCAGAUGGAAAUCAUACCUCCAACAAGGCUCGUUUGGUAGCUAAUGGGAAAACACAACAAGCUGGAGUUGACUACUACGAGACUUUUAGCCCCGUUGUAAAGCCGGCGUCGAUACGAACUGUCCUCAAUAUCGCCCUUAACCGUGGCUGGAACAUCAAUCAACUAGACGUACAGAACGCCUUCCUACACGGUACGAUCUCAGAAACCAUUUACAUGCAUCAGCCCCCGGGCUUUGUUGACAAGAAAAAUCCACAUCAUACGUGGAAAGGAUAUGGCUUACCUUCUGCUGUCCGUAGACGAUAUAAUCCUCACAGGCAUCCUCCUUUCACAACAGCACUACGCCUCCUUCUAGGUGUGAAGGUUGAGUACAACAAAGCAGGCAUCCUUCUUUCACAACAGCACUACGCCUCGGAGAUAAUUGAGAAAGCAGGAAUGUCUCUAUGUAAACCUCUCUCCACACCAGUUGACGUAAACUCCAAGCUUUCUUCAGAAGGAGGCGCCAAACUCGAUAACCCGACACAUUACCGGAGCUUGGCUGGAGCGCUUCAAUACCUGACCUUCACGCGACCGGACAUAGCCUACGUGGUGCAGCAGGUGUGUCUGUUCAUGCACGAUCCAAGGGCUCAACACAUGAAUGCCGUAAAGAGGAUCAUACGAUAUCUACAGGGCACAAAAGAUCAAGGAAUUCAAAUCUACAGGUCUAGCCUCGACACUCUAACGGCUUACUCAGACGCUGAUUGGGCUGGCUGUCCUGACACCAGACGCUCCACAUCAGGAUACUGUGUCUAUCUUGGAGAGAACUUAAUCUCUUGGUCAUCAAAACGACAACAAACGGUCUCACGCUCCAGCGCCGAAGCAGAAUACCGAGGAGUCGCCAAUGCUUUAGCAGAGACAUGUUGGCUUCGCAACCUACUUCUCGAGCUCCACAUACCAAUGAAGAAAGCAACUCUGAUAUUCUGCGACAAUGUCAGCUCAGUUUACCUCUCCUCCAAUCCUGUCAAGCACCAACGCACGAAACACGUUGAACUUGAUCACCAUUUUGUCAGAGAAAAAGUUGCUUUGGGUGAGGUCAAAGUCUUUCACGUUCCAUCAGCGUAUCAGUAUGCUGAUAUAUUUACCAAAGGACUACCGACAUCAUUGUUCAACAAUUUCAGAGACAGCUUGACCGUUAGGAAAUCCAACGCUCCAACCGAGGGAGGGUGA